Messenger RNA from Carica papaya (papaya), 876 nucleotides. RefSeq lists its product as uncharacterized. The record is from RefSeq and is a predicted model, not a curated record. NCBI's taxonomy places the organism in Eukaryota, Viridiplantae, Streptophyta, Magnoliopsida, Brassicales, Caricaceae.
CAAAAAAAAGGAAAAUGGGUUGGCUAAACUGGAAAGAACGAUCCGAGACACUGAUAAUUUUUCCCUUUCAAAUCAUCACCAUCGUCCUCCUCAGUCUCUUGCUUCCUCUCUCCUUUCUCCUUCUCGCAAGACUAUCCUCCGCUCACUUUCUCCUAACCAUCACCUCAGCAAAACCCUCCUCCCCUCAUACCUUUCUCUUCUAUUUUUUCCUCUACACCAACUACUCAGCUCUUCUUUACGCUCUGGUCUCACUCAUCACCCUCGCCACUCUUGUCCACGGCUUGACCGGCAAGAUCACUUUCAUCAACGAGUCAUCACCUGGCCGAGUUGACCGACCUCAUCUAUACGCAGGAUGGAUUUUGCUCUGUACAUUACAAGUGUGCGUAGGUUUAGGCAUCGAAGGUAGCAUAGAAGCAGGAGUUGAAGGCUCCGACAUUGGUAUUAAAAGAGGUUUACUGAGCCGGAUUAUAUUUUUUCUGGGUCUGCAUGAGAUAGCGGUUCUAUGGUAUCGGACGGUGGUGAAGCCGGUGGUGGACGACACGAUAUUUGGGGCGCGUGGGGCGGAGCGGUGGGCGGAGAGGGUGGCGGUAGCGAUGAGCUUGGGGGGGCUGUGGUGUUGGAAGUUGCGGGACGAGGUGGAGGCGCUGGUUAUCGUGGCGGAAGUUAAGAAGGAUCUGGGAAUGGGAAUCGGAGUAGGUGACUUUGUUGGGUGGUGGUUGUAUUACCUGGCUGUGACGAUUGGGAUGGUUCGAUUGGUGAAAGGCAUGAUGUGGUUCGGGAUGAUUUUACUCUGUGAGAGGGUAAGAAGGGUUAAUAAUCAUUCUAAUAAUCACCCAAUUGGAGAUUUUGACGACAAGGUCUAAAUUUCAAUUUACC